Molecule: messenger RNA, 846 nt
Organism: Trematomus bernacchii (emerald rockcod)
Lineage: Eukaryota; Metazoa; Chordata; Actinopteri; Perciformes; Nototheniidae
Exons: 4
Coding region: 1-846 (281 amino acids)
Biological process (GO): positive regulation of receptor-mediated endocytosis; regulation of microtubule cytoskeleton organization; protein localization to organelle
Cellular component (GO): Golgi apparatus; cytosol
Molecular function (GO): dynein intermediate chain binding; dynein complex binding; dynactin binding
Source: RefSeq, a predicted model, not a curated record
AUGUCCUUUGACGGUCGACCUAGCUCUUUCAUUAUGUUGGGUAUGACUGCCAGUCUGGGGGUGGAGUAUGAAGGACUGAAACAUGGGAUCAAAGUCCUCGAGGAGGAGACUGUCCUCCUCAACAGUCAGCUGGAAGACGCACUACGUCUGAAAGACAUUUCUCAGGGUCAGUUGGAGGAGGCCUUAGAUGCCCUAAAGAGUGAGCGUGAGCAGAAGAACAAUCUGAGGAAGGAGCUGGCCCACCACCUCAGCCUGAGUGACAGUGUAUACGGAGCAGGGGCCCACCUGGCCCUCACCGUCACUGGCGUUGAGGGUCUCAAGUUCUCUGAGGAGACCAACAUCACCAACGGUGCUGCUAACGGCAACAACGAGGACAGCAAUAGUCGCAACGGUCAUGUUCACGCAGGCACCGGAUUGGCUAAAAUGAACGGGGAGUACAGACCGGGCUGGAAAGGAGAAGGCCUGCACCCGGUGCCGGACCUGUUCAGUGAACUCAACCUGUCCGAGAUACAGAAGCUCAAACAGCAGCUACUACAGGGUGGCCUGUGUCAUGUUAUUGGUGACUCCUGCUGCACUUACGUUCCCGACACCAGCAAAAACAUUACCGACACCGUGCUACACCUUAACAACCUGUUGGCCAACAUGAAAGAUGAAGACAUAUCCACUGCGAGUGGCUGGGACUGGUGGUCCUGGCUUACAUCGGCUUUCGUUCAGUACGCUGCUAUCCCACUCCAAGAUCCAAUGGGGCGCCACACCUACGCCAACCUUUUGCCCCAAACAUUCUGGCGUGCAGGUGCCCCUGUGACCGAGUCAGAGUCAGAUUCUGAAUUUGACACUGCGAUAUAA